AUGAACUGCUUGGAUCAUUGCGAACACUGUGGUGAUGAUGAUGAUAAUGAUGAUGAUGAUGAUGAUAAUGAUGAUGAUCGAUUAUGGCUGACGCAUAUAGACCGUGAUCAUGAUGACACUCGAAAAACACAACUUCGAGAGAGUUGUUCAUUAUCGGUCCUCAAUCAGCGACAUUUAUCGGUUGUAAGGAACUCGAAAAGUUCCGAUAAUUUGCAUCGUGUUGUGUUACAUAACACGCCGCCUACAUCUCGAAAAUCUACAAUAUUUUUCAAUCUGAGAAGAUCAAGAAAACGUGAGAAAUAUAAUAAAAAAAGUGAUCGGACAAAUGCUAAUGAUGCUGAUAAGGGAAAAUUUUGUGGUAACACUUUUGGCACCUGCAAGAAGCACCCUGAUAAAAUACAAUCAAAGAUUGAUAAUAAUUCUCCAUUGCCAACAAUUUCAUCCACUUUGAAAAAUGAUGAUAUGGCACAAUCAUGGCAAUUGUCUAACUUAAGUUCAUCAAGAAGUUUAUUCAACCUAUUUCGGACGACACGAUCUCGUUCGGGCACUAAUAAUUGCAUUGUAUCUGCUUAUCCGGAUCCCUGUUGUUCAUCAAUAGCUUCCGAUCCUCGAUCUACAUUAAGCUCAAUGGAGGAAAAACGUAGCUCAUCGGUUAUUCGUCGCAGAAGGCCUCGAUCAGCACAUUUAGAUCCGAAUACUUUAGUUUUUCCGCCUAGGGAAGUUCCAGUACAGGAUAUUAGCGAAUUAUAUAGGCGAAUUGAGAAAUUAGGUGAAGGUAGCUAUGCUGUCGUUUACAAAUGCGAAAACAGAAGCGAUGGCAGUAUUGUUGCUCUAAAAGAAAUUAAAAUUCAUAAUCAAGAAGGAUUACCGUUUACUGCUAUACGAGAAGCAUCAUUACUGCGUGUUUUACGACAUUCCAAUAUUGUAACAUUACAUGAUAUUGUACACGAACAGAAUUCACUGGUUUUUGUUUUCGAAUAUAUG
Acanthocheilonema viteae is the source of this 984-nucleotide messenger RNA. NCBI's taxonomy places the organism in Eukaryota, Metazoa, Nematoda, Chromadorea, Rhabditida, Onchocercidae. The record is from the annotation of a GenBank genome assembly.